AUGACCCGAUUCAAUGAGUGUGUCUCGUUCAUCAAAGUGAGUUAUAACAGAAAUUGAACCAUACCCCAUUGCUUUAAGGGUUCUUUCGAUGACAAAGGAGUUAUGCAGAGUGCUUUGGAAUACGUUGACACUGUAUUCCAUUUGGCCGCCGUUGGAAUGACUGGACAAUAUGCGGUACCUUGAGUUUGACGUACUACGAUAAGUGAAAUAUUGCAGCAUAACCGCAAGGCAUGCAUGGAUAUCAAUGCAAUUGGAACUAUGAAUCUUCUCGACUGGAGCAAACAGUUUGGAGUCAAGCGCUUCAUUUAUACUUCAUCUAUUGGAGUUAUCUUCCAAGGAGAACCACUUGAGAACGCUGAUGAAAACGUGCCUUAUCCUCUCUUUGUUGGUUUUUUGCUUGGAACGUUUCAAUCCUAUCAUUUUACCUGUUCAGUUCUAUAAUUACUAUUGUGAAUCGAAAGCGCACGCCGAACGCAUCGUUAGACAAGCUUCGUCGGAAAGAAUGAAGUGCUCCGUUUUGCGUUUCAAUGGAAUAUACGGACCCGGGGAGAAGAGAGUUACCGAAAGAGUUAAGGUAUGAAGCAUGUGCUUAAUGUGGCUUUGAUCGAAAAAACAUUUACAGAACUUUAUGAUAUCGGGUUGGUGGAUUGCUUGCUGUAAGCCCGAUGGCGUAGAAGCGCAGACACAGCUUUCGUCCGUAGACAACUGUGUUCACGGACUUUUGCGAGCCGAGAUAACAUUGCGCAACUGUGACGCACCACAUGCGCAGGUACUCUAUUCAAAAAAGGUUGUUCUCAACAUUUGACGUAUGUUUUCAGAUUUACAAUAUCAUGGACCCAGAGCCUGUUGGAACGUUUUCGUUCUGGUCUCCACUGAAUGAAGCGCUGGGAUUUUCAUGUUUUUUGGUCGACAUACCAUCUCACGUACUACGCUCUUGUGGUUAUGUCUCACAAGUCAUUUCAAAUAUUCUAAGAAUUGAUCCCAUUGUGUCGCUCUUGGAAGUGGACUUAUUGCUGACGAACAACACAUUUAACAUCAACAAAGCCCGUCGUGACCUUGGAUACAAUCCUCAUCCUGAUUCGAUGCCAGACGUAAGUGUCUCUAACUCAAUUAACAUAGUGUUCCGGGUUUUUCAGAUAAUCUACAAAUACACAAGUGAACUAACCCCGGAGGGACUCGAAAAAAACAACACAAAAAGAACGUCGUUAUCAAAUGGAUAGUAUUCGUUUCUGUUGUUCUUUUUCACUGUGCUGCUAGUCCAAAUACUGAAACUAAUUCUAACCGCAUUGAAUUUCCUUUCCUCUAAACGUCACACCUAUGCUUGAAAUUACCAUUUCCUCAUUUUUCCAAUAUUAAUAGCUUUGUAGUGUAAAUGCAAAAUGACGAACAGUAAAUUAUGCAAAUAAAAGAAUUUCUGACCAGCCUUUCCAGGCACAAAGUUCGUAGGUCUCAGAUCAAACUGUUAUCUGUGGUUUCUAUGAAAAUCGGUGAUAUUUCGAUGUGGCCACACCCUUAAGAGCAUUUCCGCAGUUAGCACUAUAAAAGCUGGAAACAUGGCAUAGCCCCUAUCGGCUACACUCAGUUCUCGGUACUCUUUUCUUAUUUCAAGUGUUUAAGGCAUGACAUCACUUGUGCUGUUAAUCAUUUCGGCGAUAGCACUUCUGUCGGGGUACAGUUCUUUAACAAUACAACAAAAUGAUGUGUGAGAACUUUUUCAGAAUACAUGCGGACAGUUCGUUCAAAAUCGACACAACUAACCAUCAGUUUCUUCUUGACGAUCAGCCAUUCCGUUACCUUGCUGGUGAAAUUCAUUAUUUCCGAAUCCCAGCGACGAAAUGGGAAGAUCGACUAAAAAGAGUUCGGUCAAUGGGAUUGAAUGCAAUCACAGUGCCGGUUCCCUGGAACCUGCACCAAAUUGAAUACGAAUCGUGAGAAACGUGGUGAUAAGUUUGUGUUUAACCCAUCUAUUACAGCAUUCCCGAUUUCACAGGCAAUCUGGAUCUGUUCAAGUUCAUCCAAAUGGCUCAGGAUAAUGGGCUGUACACUUUAAUUCGACUGGGUAAAAUAAACAUUUCAAGUGAUUCGUUUAAAAAUCAGUUACUUUCAGGACCUUACAUUGCUGAUGAGUGGGAAAACGGGGGUCUUCCAUGGUGGUUGAUCAAGAACACACAUAUCACAAAGUACAGAAGUAGCAACUUGGCGUAAGUGUGAAUCGUUUCCACAAAUGCAUUCGGUUUGUUUUCAGAUUCAUCGCAGAAGUGUCACAAUGGUGGAACUACCUGCUACCAAAACUGGCACCUCUAAUGAGAAAGAAUGGUGGUCCAAUCUUAAUGGCACAGAUUGAGCAUUAUUAUGGGUCCACUGGUAUUUGCGAUCAGGAUUAUCUUCUACAACUCGCAAACCUGGCUAAAAAGUACUUGGGCAAUGACGUGGUUCUUUACUCUGGUUAGUGUACCUCUAAACAUUGAAAUGUUUUGUUUUUGUUGCAGUUGACAUGCCAAUGAUGCCGUUUUUUUGCAAUGCGGAAGAGUUCCCGGAAUACUGCCAACCAUCGAAAUGAGUCCGAACAGUGACACAAGUGCAGCGAACGGUUGGUUCCAGCAACAACAAGCUCUUGCUGCUGGUGGCCCUCGAGUUGGCUCACAAUUUCUGUUGGGUGUUUACAAACUGUGGGGCACUUCUGUGAAUGAUCCGUUUACAGAAGAUGUUAUUAUGAAAAACACUUCAAGGUGAAUCAAAAAAACUACCAGUUUUAAAAAGAAAAAUUAUGAUUUGCUUUGCAGCGGGUUGGGCGCUCAACGCUAGUAUGAGUUUUCACCUGGCUCAUGGAGGAACAAACUUUGCAUUUUGGAACGGAAACAAUGCACCAUACCCCGUAACUACGUCAUAUGACUGUUUCGCGCCGAUUUCUGAAUCAGGAGACACGGCGACCAUUCUGUUGGCCAUCAGGAACUUCAUCAACAACAUUCCGGGAUGGCCCAAUCGACCAACGAGUGUUCUUGCCAACACUCCCAGGAAUAUUUACAGCGACGUGGAAAUGAAACCAACGGAUACACUUAUCGAUUUCGUAGUGUCCAUCAGUACGAAAUGCUGGCUCACUGAAUCGUUGCCGUUGACUGCUGAAGACAUGAACCAAGGAUAUGGAUUUUUGUACUAUCAAACUGUAAGAGAAUUUUAUCACCAAUUAAGUAAACAAAGAAAAGUUUCAGAAUAUCACGAGCUGUGGAAGACUAAACAUCUCAAAGUACGCAGAUGACGCCUACGUUUACUUGAAUGGAAACUUUGUGGUACAUACAACGUUAGAUCUUGCUAGUAUUCAAAAUGAUAAUGUUGAGGGUGCCCUGUACAAUCAAAUGGCUGACAUUCACAACAACACAAUUGACCUUCAAGGAUGCUACAGUGGUGAAAAUAAUUUGGAAAUUUUGGUGGAAAUUUCGGGUAGAAGUCACACGAUGUAUCCGUCAAUUUCAAAGGUAACUAUUUUGAACUCAACUGAACUGUAUGUAGAUUAAUUCAGGGACUCCAAGGUAAAGUUUUCUUGAACGAUAAAAUCAUUUCAAUCUGGAAUUACUGCCAAAUCCCAAUUGGAACCACUGAACUGAACAUUGUGAAAAACUAUGGAAUGAUUCGCGAACAAAUUGCCAGAAGCACAGUUAGGACUUUAUUUCUAAUCAAAGUUUCGACUAUAUCAAUUACAGAAAACAUCUGUGAACACUCAGCAACCGGCAAUAUUUACUGGAACGUUAACAUUGUCGUCGGACCCAAUGGACACUUAUAUUGAUACUCGUGGAUGGGGAAAGGGCUUCAUCACCGUCAAUCAGUACAACAUUGGCAGAUAUUGGCCAACUGAGGGUCCACAAGGCGGUUGAACUUUUGAAAUACACUCUGAUCAAAGUUGUUCAGCAAACUCUCUACCUCCCAUCUGA
Molecule: messenger RNA, 3926 nt
Organism: Caenorhabditis sp. 36 PRJEB53466
Lineage: Eukaryota; Metazoa; Nematoda; Chromadorea; Rhabditida; Rhabditidae
Source: the annotation of a GenBank genome assembly